Messenger RNA from Purpureocillium lilacinum, 1296 nucleotides. RefSeq lists its product as uncharacterized. Lineage: Eukaryota; Fungi; Ascomycota; Sordariomycetes; Hypocreales; Ophiocordycipitaceae. The record is from RefSeq and is a predicted model, not a curated record. Gene Ontology annotation, molecular function: asparaginase activity.
AUGACCUUCUUAACCUUUCGACAGUUGCGGUUCCGCUGCAAGCUCGGCUUCUCAAUGUCCGGCCCCUCGUCGUGGUUUCCUCCAAAUGGGUCGUCCAGGACACCUCUUCGAUUGAAUGCUAGAAGCUCCGAGAGACACUUCACCUCCUCCUUGCACACUGCGUGUUGCCAUCAGUCGCCGGCAUUCGCGCCCGUGUAUCCAGAAGAUAUUCCCGACCCGCACCUGUCCGUCUUCACAGCCAUGCCACGCCCGAAGGUGACCAUAUUCGGCACCGGCGGAACCAUAGCGGGAUCGGCCGCCGACGCCUGCCAAACGACAGGAUACGCGCCCGCGGUGCUGACCGUCGAUGCCCUGAUCAGGGAGGUGCCGGAGCUGGGUCAGGCGGCCCAGUUGCGAAGCGAGCAGCUUGUCAACGUGGGAAGCCCGGACAUCACGUCUGCCCAGCUGCUGCGCAUGGCCCAGCGCAUCCAGAAGGAACUUGACGGCGACUGCCACGGGGUGGUGGUCACACACGGAACCGACACCAUCGAGGAGACGGCCUUCUUCCUCGAGCUGACGAUACAGUCGGACAAGCCCGUCGUGCUGGUUGGUGCAAUGCGGCCAGCUACAGCGCACAGUGCCGACGGGCCGAUGAACCUGCUCUGCGGCGUCAACCUUGCUGCAAAUCGUUGUGCGAAGAAAAGGGGCGUCAUGAUUGUGCUCAACGACCGCAUCUGCGCGCCGAGAUUCACGACCAAGACCAACGCCAACUCGCUCGACAGCUUCAAGGCUACCGAGCAAGGCUACUUGGGCGUCUUUGUCAACUCACAGCCUGUCUUCUACUAUCCACCUUGCCGUCCACUGAGCCACAACUACUUCAACGUGACGCGCUGCAACGCAGCAGCAGGUCUGCCGGACGUCGAUAUCUUGUACGGCCACCUGGGUCUGCGGUCUGGUUUGUUCAAGGCAGCCGUCGAUCAAGGCGCUGGCGGCAUCGUGCUUGCGGGCAUGGGGGCAGGAUGCUGGAACACCGAGGACGGCAAGAGGAUCAUGUCCUUUGUCGAGAAAAGGGGCAAGGCGGUGCCAGUUGUCGCGAGCCGCCGCACCGCGUGGGGUUUCGUCGGAGGCACGUCCAACUACGGCUUGGGGGACUCGUGCAUCGGUGGUGGCUUCUUGGAUCCGCACAAGUGCCGUAUCCAGCUUCAGCUCGCACUCGCGGCUGGUCUCGACGCCGCGUCCAUCCGGGAGGUUUUCGAAGGCAACAGGCCGGGAGCAGCAGUCGCGGAGUCGAGGAUCCGCGAAUGGCGGAUUCUGUAG